AACCGGCAUCUUUCCGGACCAUGGGAUUUCCUACAUGAAUAGUGAAUACCGACUGAAGACGCCGUCUGACUGGGCAGGAUACAUUUCUUCAGAGGUUCCCCAUUGUGAGAAACCACCAUAUAGACAUGGACACAAACAAUCACUUUUCCAGCACUGGCCAACCUCCAUUACCUAGCCCCUCAGGUCUGAAACAGCUGCCUCAAUUGAUGGAACCAGUUUACACAAAUAACUCUCUUUUAAGAUUUCCUCAACAAGUAAAAGGUCUGAAUUACGAAAUGCCAGUAAAUCGCCUAAUCUCCCCCUCUAUACCCAGUAGUCCUCACGGGAUAUUUGCAUCAGAUGCCAGUGCUGUUAAUCAUCCCGCAUCCAAUACUUUUGACUACCUCUGGAAAUACCCCAAGUCUCCUAUUGUGAAGGACAGCAAUGGGCUUAGUACGCAUCAAGUGAAUGGUUCAACAUCAUCUGUGACGAACGGCCCCUUGAGUAAAGGAAGCUCACAGGACACCUGGGAAAACUCAGAAUCCAGCCGUCCAGCCUCUCUCACUUUUAGCAGUCAAGACUUGUGUAAUUUUAGCAAUUCUAAUGUAAAAGUGGCAGCUGCAGCAAAUGAAGCGCACUGCUUUUCUGAAGCAUCACGACCUGCCCCUGUAUUGAUAUCUGCUGUGCAGGCUCUCUCUCCUUCAUCUGAUCAGGGAACAGAGUCCGAUGAAGGCAAGCUAUUGGAAGAUGAUGGCAGACUGACGGAUACAUUGGAACCCUCUGGUGUUGAAAUAGGUGAAAGACUUUGUAAGCACAAUGGACCAGAACAGGCAGUGUCCAGCCCAAUUCCUGCUCCCCAGUUUAGUAGUUUGGAUGACCCUCCUCAUCUUCCAUACCAGCUUGGAGAUUCCCAUGUCUUGAACUUGGACACAAGUCUGGAGGCAUUUGGAACGGACCUCGGCCAAGAAUCCGCCAGCAAUACGAUCUAUGAUCUUGAAGAAAUGGAAGCAGAAUCCCAAGAGAAGGACAGGAGUCCCUUGGUUGAAUCGUCAAGUUUGGAAUGCCAUUCAUAUUCAAGCACUGCCGCCUAUCCACUUGUGAUUGAAGAAGUCAAGGAUUCUCACUCAUUCAAUCCUGCUUCUGUGUCUCCUGAAUUAGGAGACUCUGUCAUACAAGAUAAUCUGUCUGAGGAGGAUGAAAGUCCUGAGGGAAGUCGAACAGAGGAACCCAGUAUUGUAUUGGAAAGCAAUUUGUCAGCUGAAGUGUACACUGAAAACGUAACCCCAGUGCCCAGUGUUGCCCCUGAACCUGAAGAUGAAGACCUGGAGCCUGGCGAAGUAAAGGGUGGUCAUGGUCGGAGGCGGGUAGCAACUCCAGAAGAGGUGCGUCACCCUCUCCUUCAUGGGUGGAAACGAGAAGUACGGAUAAAGAAAGGUAACCACCGCUGGCAAGGGGAGACCUGGUACUAUGCUCCUUGUGGGAAAAGAAUGAAACAGUUUCCUGAGGUCAUCAAGUAUCUUUCUAAGAACUCUGGUCCCCACGUGCGAAGAGAACACUUCAGUUUCAGCCCCAGGAUGCCUGUUGGGGACUUUUAUGAGGAACGACACACUCCAGAUGGUCUACAGUGGGUGCUAUUGAACUGCGAGGAAAUUCCCUCCCGUAUUAUGGCCAUUACAGGAAAGAGGGGGCGUCCUCGUAAUAUGGAGAAAGCUAAAGCAAAGGAGAAUAAGGUCAAACGUGGGCGAGGUCGACCUCCAAAAGUAAAGAUGAUUGAUCUGCUGAGCAAACCAGAUGCUAAACUCUUGAGGAAGUUGGAAAACCAAGAUAUUCUUAGUGACGUUGAAAAAGUGCAGCUGAGUAAGCUGCGGAAGAAAAUGAGAAGGAAGGCCAGAAGUCAGGAAGCCAAACAAGAAGCAGCAAAGAAACUAAAAUUAAGGGAAAAGAAAGAGAGAGAGAGGGAAGAAAGGGAGCAGAAGAUGAAGGAGGCCGAGCAGAUUGCUGAGAAGAAGAAAGUAAAGAGAAGGGCAAAGGAAAAGGCUACUCCCCCUGUACAGGAGAGAAAGCCAGACAGGAGGCAAGUUGCACAACAGCGCCGGCUAGAGGAACGCAAGCGCCAACUGUUUAUGUUGGAGGAACUGAAGAAACCCACAGAAGACAUGUGUUUGCCUGAUCAUCAGCCAUUACCAGAUUUUCCACGUGUGCCAGGAUUAGUGUUACCCAGUAGUGCCUUCUCUCACUGCUUGACCAUUGUGGAGUUUCUACAAACAUAUGGCAAAGUGUUUGGCUUGGAUGAAGCUAAGGACAUACCCAGCCUCAGUACACUACAAGAGGGGCUCUUUAAUGUAGGUGACAGCUUGGGUGAGGUGCAAAACCUGUUGAUGAAACUACUGCGCGUUGCACUGUUCGAUCCCGGGCUUCCACCAUAUUGCCAGUCUUUGAAAAUCUUAGGGGAAAAAGUUUCAGAACUCAAUCUAACCAGGGAAAAUGUUUCUGAAGUUCUGCGUAUCUUCCUUGAAGCACAUGGUGGCGAUCUUGAGCUAUGCGAUAGCCUCCGCACUCACCCGUUUCAGGCUCAUCCUCCGCACACAAAAGCUGCAGGGAUUGCGUUUCUUGUUAAUGAGCUGAAUGCCAGUACUCUCAUUAUUAGUGAAAUUGAUAAAACUCUGGAGAACAUGUCUAACUACAGAAAAAACAAGUGGAUAAUCGAGGGUAAAAUCCGAAGAUUGAAGUUUGCAUUAGGGAAGAAAAUGGGCAGACAGGACUCACCGGUUAGCAGCACAGAGGAAAGCAGGAGGAGGCGCAGUAUACGUGUCCCUGAUGAGAAUGAAGCUCUGCUUGGGGAUGAGCCUGUUUCGCUGAAACCCUCUGCAGAGGAAACGGAAGAAGUUUCUGCGAGUGUGAAUACUUUGGAUCUGGAGAAACAGAUAGAGAAACUCACUAAGCGUCAGAUGUUUUUGCGAAAGAAAAUUAUUGGUUCCUCCCAAAGGCUUCGGUGUGUGUGUCUGGGGCAGGAUCGAUACCGCAGAUUCUACUGGAUGCUCCCGCACAUGGGUGGCAUCUUUGUGGAGGGUUUAGAGGACCGUUCUGUUCAGGCUCCAGAACCUACACAAGCUGAGCUGCCGGAGACAUCUCAUGUGAAGAGUGAGGAGGAGGAGGAAGAAGAGGAGAAAGACGACCAAUAUUACUGUUCUCUGAAUCGCUCACGGGGUCGUCCACGCAGAACAAGGGCCGAGUCGGAACAUUGUAAAUAUUGUCUGUGUCCUGGAUCUCAGGAAGUUCCAAUAAAUGGCCUUUUGCAAGCAAGUACCCCUAUUUUGGAAAGGCCACAGGACAUGAGUCAGACAGCAUUAUUAUCGUGGCUGACAGAGUGUCAAACUUCUAUCAUGAACAGUACUGUGCUGACACCAGAGAACAGCCCUUCUCACACUGAAGCUUCUCCCUUUGAUAUUGGGCCCUGUCCUGGAGCCACAGACACAGAUGAAAAAGAGAAUAAGUUGUUUAACUUGCUCCCAAGGACUUCUUGCACUGACCGUUCCCAAGACCUCAGUUCUCAGUCAAACCUCCUUCACCCGCCGUCUUCUGCUGCAGCUACACCACCAACACAGGUCAAGGCGCUGGCAGAGGACAGGCAUCAUUCUUUUGGCACUCCACUACCAUCUGUUUCUGCACUUUGCCAUGUAUGUAACAAGCCUUUGAGGAACGCCACCACAUGUAGCUCAGCACUGGAGAAGCGUAGGGGACGACCAUCCAGUAAGAUGUUCACUCAAACAGAGCAAAAGUACUUCAAUCAGCUUAUAGACCGGCCCAUAGCUAGUGACAUGAAAAAUACAUGGUGGUGGAUAAAGGACCCAGUCAUGCUGGAAUCAUUACUAAAAUCUCUGCACCCACGAGGCAUUAGGGAAAAAUCUUUGCACAAGCAUCUCACAAAGCAUCUUGGACACCUCAAGGAAAUGUGCGCCCGGACGGCUACCAAUUCCCUUUUUGAGUCCAAAACCACAGAAGACCACUCUGUGAGUCAGGAAGCACUGGACAAAUGGUCAGUUGAGCAGUGGACAUUCCAAGUGGAUCUGUCUGUCCUGCAGUGGGUGGAAGACCUGGAACAGAGAGUUAUGAUGUCAGACCUGCAGAUAAGGGGCUGGACCCCUCCUAGCUUAGACUCUGUUCGAGAUGACUUAAAAUAUUUUGAGCACAUGCUGGAUGCAGCAGAUGAUAUCUUUUCAAAAGUGAAAAAAGAAGAAGGGCAACCACACAGAGAGCCGGGUAAUCCACUGGACAUCGCUGUGCUGCGGCUUCUGGACGUGGAGCAGAAUGUGGAGAGGAGAUACCUAAAAGAGCCACUCUGGACGUUGAGUGAGGUGCAGCAUGAGAAGAUUGUGACCACUGACCCAGAGACACUGUGCACCACUGAGAUACAGUACAGUAUUACUCCUCGUCUACGUUUGUGGCGCCAAACGGUGGAGAGAUGUCGCAGCUCUGCUCAGCUGUCUCUCUGUCUGCAACAACUGGAGAGGUCCUUCGCCUGGGAGCGGUCCGUUAAUAAAGUGACUUGCAUAUAUUGUCGAAAAGGUGACAAUGAUGAGCAGUUGCUGCUUUGUGAUAGUUGUGAUCGUGGCUGCCACACUUACUGCCAUCGACCUCAAAUGACAGAGAUUCCAGAAGGGGAUUGGUUUUGCCCCAGUUGUGUGUCUCUGCAAGGAGAAAGUGAGUAUCUAAGACCCAGUGGCUCUUCAAGACGAGCCAAAAAGAGUGUACAGCGAUAUCAAGAUGACAGUCCCUUAAAACAGUCACGACGGAAAGAACAGACGCCUGUGUGUCAGCAGUCUCUGUCGGAGAUAUCCCUUGCAAAGCGGCGACGAAUCACCACCAGAAGCCAGUGUCCUGACCUAACGUUCUGCGAAAUCAUCUUAAUGGAGAUGGAGUCACAUGAUGACGCAUGGCCUUUUCUAGAGCCCGUGAACCCGAGGUUUGUGCCUGGCUAUAGGAAAAUCAUCAGGAACCCUAUGGAUUUUUCUACCAUGCGGAAUAAGUUGCUGAAUGGAAGGUAUUCCAGUUGUGAAGAAUUUGCAGAAGAUGCCAAGCUUGUGUUCAGCAAUUGCCAGUUGUUUAAUGAGGAUGACUCUGUAGUAGGGAAGGCUGGCUUGGUUCUGAAGAAUUUCUACGAAAGCCGCUGGGAGGAAUUUAAUCAAGAACGUCAAAACAAUACACUUUGAGACUGGAGUUCAUCAUUUCCUAAUUUAACAUUACUUCUGCAUCACUUAAAACGGGUUCAUCUCUCUUGUUGUCACUUCAUCUUUCAGUGUGCUGCGCUCCACUUUGAGGGAAAAUUCUGGCAACAAAGAGGUUAAUUUAUGGUCAUCCGGGACCCUCCUUUCUUCCCAAUUUCUCCAGUGGGUCUGGAUCCCUUACAUUCCCCAAUUACAAUGUCUCUAGAGUAAUAUUGUUACAAAGGCACUCUAAGUUCUACUGUAUGUAUAAGUGGCCAGGCUGUGCGACCCUGCAUUCACAUCUGUGUUAGACCAUACAUAGCACACUGAAUGCAAGGACUAUAGGAAUUCCUCUCAUGCAGACAUGCCAACUGAGUGUUUCUCGUCUACUGAACUUGCAGAACACCACUGAAAUGUGCACAUUUACAUGUGUUCCUACAUCUGUUCUGAGCAUAAUGUAUGAAAUGCAUAUAUUUACAAGUAUACGUAAAUGAAUACAUACACACCAAAUGGGCACAAAGUUACUGAAUAAUAUACAUUCUUGUUAUUUGUACUACAAGACGACAUGUUACCCAGUUGUAACAUUGGCUCAUUCCGUUCCUGUUGCUAUCAUUUAAGUUGAUGAAUUGGACAGCGGGACAUGUUUAAUAGCAAUAGAGCAUUUGUGCAUUUUUGUUAGGACCAUAGAGGAGGUAUCGGAUACAUAGCAUACCUUCCAAUGUGUAUUGUGUUAUACGGCCAGUAAUCUGGGCACUAGCCUGGACAGAACAAUAUUCCUGUGUGCUCUGGGCUGGACUUCCUUCUUUGGUUAUCAUUAUUUGUACCCCCUUCCUUCCUUAGGCACUACCUCCUCCCAUGCCAAUGGCUUCUUUACCUUUACAUUUUCCCUUCCCAAAAGGUACCAUCUAAAUUCUAGUGUUGUACCUCUGGUCUUUAUGGGCCGUAAGCACUACAGGGUUCCCAGAGGAUGUUUGCUACCAAUUAUUCCUUCUCACUUGACUGUUGGACUAGUGGUGGAGAAUUGAUGUGGCAUCCUUUUUUUUCUGUACAUUGUAUAUUUAUUUAUCACUGUCUCUGCUGUACAGGCCAUUUGCUUGUGGUAUUUAAUAUCUUCUCAUUGUUUGUUGAAAGGUGUAUUUUGGAAAACUUUUGAGAACCAACCUGUAAUGACUAUAUUAUUAGCAGGAGCUAGAACAAUUGAUUUAUUCCUGCUAAGGGCCUCCAGCAUAUAGACUUCUGUUGAAAGGGUUCCUCUACCCUUCAAUUACAUCAACCUUUGGCUGUCAAAUGGUUUCUGAUGAUACAAGUGAUCCAUCUGCUAGUAUCCUGUUCAUGCCCUUCUGGGAGGAAUCACACCGCUAAUGUAGAAUUGAGGAAUAUACAGAUUAGUGUACACAUAAUUUUGUUUUGUGUGUGGUCUAUAUUAUCUUUAGCUUCUGUUGGGAUCAUUGAUCCUUACAGCUAAUACAGUCCCCAAUGCAAAUUAUGUGUUUUAUCAUGCAUGUGUACUCAUACUAUAUGGUAAAUGUGGAUGGGGGAACAAGCAUUACGUGUAAAACAGAAGAGAACGUGUUUUAGAUUAUUUGUUCCCAAUAAUUGCAUUUGCUUUGGGAUUCCAUUUUCAUUAACCUAAAACUGUGUUCUAGUCUAUAGCAUUCUCCAUAUAUCUCCAUUAUUGCAGAAGCAGUGCCAGCACAUUCCACUUCUCUCCUGUGCUUAGUUCUGCCUAGAAAAUAACUUCCUCUCUAGUAACAGUCACAUGUUGCAGCUGUAGUGUCAGUUCAGUCUCCAGACUUCUACUGUAUCUGUAUUUGCACUUUAGAAGGGCAAUCCUUACUGAACGUGACCGAAAUACCCGACGUUUCAUACAUUCAGUCUGAUAAUUCAGUGAUCAUACCAGUUACUAUACGGAGACAUUUAUCACCCUGCCUUGUGUCUUAGCACUAAGUAAUAACACUGAUUCCUCAUCAGGUGACAGUGGGACGGUGCAGUUCUUAUUUACAGCAAUAUUAGAUUUGCAGCAAGCGUGUUGCAUUGUAAAGCAAUAAACCACAGUAUCCUAUGCACUCAGCCCAAUGUGUUUAAAUAUUAGACAACAUUAAACCGGAGGCCUUUCCACUGAAUUUGUAUUAUACUAGACCAGGAAAUGAACAAGAAUUGAGCUCCAAUACAGGCAAUUUGGCGUAAUCCAUAAAUGACAGAACUGGGCAAGGAUGGAGUGAUUAGAAAAGCAUUCUGGCACUGCAGUGAAAAAAAUAUAUAUAUAUAUUUUUGUAUUCUGGAUGAUUUGUUUUUAUUUUGGUAUUCAGUAGAGAACAGGCUUUAAAUUGAGUUUAUAAGAUGCAUAGAUAUUUAUUUGAUUUAAUAACAGCACUGUGUCUUUUUGUUAAAGUAUGCCAGCCAUCCGGUUCCUGAGCUGCGUAACUCCUUGGGCACUAGGUAAUAUACAAAGGGGUGGUUCCUUAGAGAAAGGGGGGGGGGGAUUUUCUUUACUAUGCGUUAAGCCCCGGGCUGUUCAUAGCGCAGGCUCCUCAGACUGCCAGAUUAGAGUGCUCGGGGGAACCCUAUUGUUAUUUUUUUUAUUGCAUAUUGCCCAUGUAUAACGCUAGAGGCUCUGGUGACGGGACUGCUUUACAUAUUGGUGGAACCUCUGUUUCUGUCUGUUUUCUUUUAUGAAUUCUGUUAUGAAUGCAAGGCUGGUUGAGUGGGCAUAAUUGCUGAAAUAACACUUUUAGGGGGAUGGGUAAGCUUCCUCUGUGGGCUAUAGUUACACUAAGUUUUCUCUGUGUAUUUUAUGCACAAAAUGCAAUUAGCUGGGAUACCCUACAGCUCUGAUCUCCAAACUGGCAACUGCAUUCCUUUGGAAGCUCACAUUGUUUAUAGUCACCGAUUCUUGGAUUUAAUGUUACCAGGCUUUACAUUUGCAUAGUUUCUUGUAGAGCAACUUUUAUCCUAAAAUAUAUACUUCUGCAUUGAGCCUUUUUAAGAUGUUUCUUAUCUUUUGUCAGACACUAUGCAUUGGGCUUACACUUCUUCCAUGCCACCUGCUUUACCACAUGACCAUAGUGAAGCUAGAUGGGACGGAAGCUUGCAUUUCAGAUACUGGGAGUGUGACCUUAAAGUGAACCACUCUUUUUUUUAUAUAAAGUGCUAUUCAUAUCAGCUCACUAGGAAUUAGUGACAUCAUCGCUUUGUGCUUAAAUGAUGUCAUUAGUCCCAAAAAAAUUGAUGGGUUGCAUUCAUCUUAAUACUGGUUCAUGCCUCCACUGUUGCAGAGUGACUGGUACACUUGGACAGUCGGCCACAUCCUGUAGCUUGUAUUAUUCCAUAAGAAGCCUACAUAAUAACUAUUGUCUUUUUUUUUUUUUUUUUUUUUUUUUUUUUGUAACAGCGUGUAAAGCCCUACAAUCAACCACCAAAUUAUUGUUAAAAAAAAAGGAAAAGUAUAUUCUGGUUAUUUCACAUCCCACCAAUUCACUUUGUUCUGUUAGUGUCUAUGUGGCACAAGCACUAAGAUACAAUAACCCAUUUGUAAAUUACUUUUACAGAGGCCUCAUCAUUUCAGUUCUGUGUGUUACAAUUUUCUUAGUAUAUUAAGGGUUUAUUUAAAAUACUGUGUUUAUUUAAAUUAAAGACUUGUCACUUCCGUGAAAUAUAUUCUUAUCAAACUGGUAGCAAAUACAUUGCAGAAAUCUCCUCAACCACAUAAAACAGGACAGGAACGACACAGGUUUAGUCUUUGCUACACUGAAUGAGAGUAUGAGUGCAGGUUUUUCUAUUCGUGCCACAAGCAUCUUUUUGAUUCCGAUUCUAGGUUAGUACGGCAGCUUAAAAAUGCCUUGGGCCACGCUAGAAAACUCCACCAGCUCUCACAUUCUCUUAUAUUAUUUUUUAUAUAUAUGUAACCAAACUGUGUUAUAGUGACUUUUGAUAAAUGUACAGUUUUUUCUGUGAAUUUAAAUUUAUUCAUUUCUAUAUUUUUAGGACCAAUCUCGUUUUUAAGAAAUGGAAAACAAACUAAAAAAAAAAUAUUAGAGAUUGACGUUGCUGUACUGUGCCCUUUAGCAGCUGAAAUAUAAAUAAAACAAUGAGUGAUAGAAAUGUCAA
This is a messenger RNA of Pseudophryne corroboree (corroboree frog), 9290 nucleotides long. RefSeq names its product bromodomain adjacent to zinc finger domain 2A (gene BAZ2A). Gene Ontology annotation, molecular function: DNA binding; protein binding. Gene Ontology annotation, cellular component: rDNA heterochromatin. Bases 126 to 5189 code for a protein of 1687 amino acids. Lineage: Eukaryota; Metazoa; Chordata; Amphibia; Anura; Myobatrachidae. The transcript is spliced from 29 exons. The record is from RefSeq and is a predicted model, not a curated record.